AUGGCAGAGAUGCCGGCAAAAAUAUACUUUGAUAAGGACAAUUAUGGUGAUGGGGAUAGUCGACGUGAUGCUGUGUACACACAUACAUACAAAUAUAGAAAUAGUAUACUCGAGGGUGAGGCGCAAUUGACGUUGGCGUUGGUGGUAGUUUUUGUACGAAAAAUUUCAAGAAGACAAAGAUCAGCGGGCCCCGUUAAGAUAUCGUUCGUUGGCGGCGGUCAGAGAGGUUCGAAAGUUUGGCGACGCGAACGCAUCGAAAUGACAAAUGAUCCGGAUUUAGAUGAUUGUGCCUUUCUAUCAGACACUUCAUUAUCCUCCAUUUGGCAUCUUGUUUGCUUGCUUGCCAUUGCAGACUGUUCGUGCGCCGGUAAAUUGGCACCUGGAUUCGAAACGGAUGAAGAGAACGACACACAACCCUUCAAUCCGAUUGCGACGAAUGGAGAGCCCUAUCCCUGGCUGGAAAUGGCACUGCCGACAAACGCGCGUCCAUUGCGUUACAUGGUGACAAUACAUCCGAAUCUGACGACGUUGGACGUCAAAGGUCAAGUGACAAUUGAUCUUUUCGUGGAGAAGGAAACAAAUUUCAUAGUGCUGCACAUACAGGACUUGAACGUAACCGAUAGGGCAAUUGUGACGUCUGGGAAUAAAGGUUACGCUAUUAAAAUCGUCAAAGUGUUGGAGUAUCCACCGCGACAGCAAUUUUACAUUGAAGUCAAGGAAAAACUGAAGAAGAAAUCCAAUUACACGCUCAACCUGCGUUGGUAUUCGAAAUUGAAUCCGGAGCCAGAAGGCUUUUAUGUGGAUCAGUAUGAAAGCUCGAAUGGUCUUGAGCGUUUACUAGCAGCUACAGUAUUUCGACCGAAUGGUGCGCGCCGCGCCUUCCCUUGCUUCGAUGAGCCGCAAAUACGCGCGCCAUUUCGCAUUUCCGUUUUCCGUGAUCGCUUCCACAUUGGUCUUUCCAAUUCAAUUGUGCACACCACAGAGGAUGUGGGCUUCUACAUGGGCACAGGUUUGCUACGUGACGAUUUUAUUGAAACGCCACCGCUUCCUGCCGAUGCAGUCGCUUGGGUGGUGAGCGACUUCCAGCGUGAAUCAUUGCAACCUUCACCAGCUUACUUGCCCACCACACCUGCGCCGCCUGGUAGUGGCUCGAAAAAGUCCGCGCAACUCAACAACUACACCCAGUUGAAGGAAAAGAAACCACCUGUACGCAAUAUCACCGCGCUCACCCAUUCGCUGAAUAUCAAUCUGUUGAAAAAUGCCACCACAACGACAAUUGCGCCCACUGCCGAUACGAAUGGCAAGAACUUAACAUCUCUAAGCCAGUCGACGGGUUCGAUUAUAAAGCGCGCGCCCUCUUAUACCUUCUACGCUCCACGUGAUCUACUGCCACGCUCAUCUUUUAUACUUCAUACCGCACGUGACGUAUUGGAACAUCUACAGACUUGGCUGGACAUAUUAUACCCGCUAACGAAGGUAGACUUCGUGGCGUUGCCCUCACUGGAUCGCAACAUUAUCUCCUCGUUGGGUUUGGUAACGCUGAAGACCGCCUUUCUUACCGAUCCAGAUUCCAUUACAACGGAGGAGUAUCAGAAGAGCGCAUUGCAAGUAGCCGAGGCCAUGGUGCGUCAGUUCUUUGGUGGUAUAACAUCGAGGAAGGUUUUGAAGGAUGUCUGGUUGUGGGAAGGCCUUAUAAAAUAUCUUGGCAUACAUUCACUUUCGCCACAGCAAACCAACUGGCCAUUGAAGGAAAUGUAUUUGCUGAAGAUGGCCACUGCUGCUUUGGACAUUGAUGCCAUACAGGGCUGGGAUAGUAUUAUGAAUGGCACAAAGCAUGAUGGGAAUAAUGAAGAGUUUUUCAUACAAAAGACCGCUGCCAUAUUUUCAAUGUUACACACCGCCAUUGGAGAGGACCGUUUUCGCGGUUGCCUUGGUGCUUUUCUCAAAAUCAACCGUUUUAAAACUGCCGAACCCACAGAUCUUUGGACAAUUUGCACAAAGAAAGCGAAUGGUUCUAAAAAUAUCAAAGAAAUGAUGACUUUAUGGACACAUCAACCGGGCUUCCCAUUACUAACUGUUACCAAACUAGGCAACAGUGUAUCCAUAUCACAAAGACCCUUCAAACCGGCUGAAUUUCUUGCCAUACACGAUGAGACUUAUGACGGCAAUAACUACAACAAAACAGUAGUGAAUGUCACAGAAAUGCCGAGCACGGUGGCACCAACAACAGCUAGUAAAAGCAAGAAACCCACGCAGAUGAAAUGGAUAUUCCCAAUAACUUACAUAACUGACAUAAAUAAUGUCAGUGAAACGCUAUGGUUGCAAAAUAUUGAUGUCACUUUCAAUGUACCGGAGAAUGUCAAAUGGAUCAAGGUUAAUGCAAUGCAGCCCGGAUACUACCGUGUCUUGUAUAACGAUGACAAUUGGGCUAAUUUAAUUGAGGAGCUUUCAAACAACCUCGACAAAUUUUCUAGUGAGGACCGCAUUGGUUUACUCUCAGAUUCCUUUACUCUCUGCCAUGCGAAUUUAUUGCCUUGUGAGAUCACUAUGAAUAUGAUACAAUAUUUGCCGAGUGAAACGAAUUGGGGUCCAAUGACAGUGGCGCUGCGUCAUUUGGAAAAAUGGCGUCGUAUUUUGAAAUAUUCAGAAUGCUUCUUGAUGUUAUCAGAAUUUAUUAAAAUGAAAUUGGCAACCGUAAUUGAGAAAAUCGGUUGGAAUGAUGAAGGCAACGAGGCUAAAAGGCUUAUGAGGCCGGAAGUACUUUUAAGCUCAGUGCUGUGGGAGGACAUCGAUAGUAUUACAAAAGCAAAAAAUAUGUUAAACCAAUUUCUUUUCUACAACGGUUCCGCAAUUCCGCCUAAUUUGAGAGAGGUCGUCUACACUGGAUCCAUACUGUCUGGUGAGUACAUAUAUUGGCAACACUGUUGGGAACGUUUCAUCACACUUCAGCGCACAUCGGAGAGUUUUGUCGAGCGUAUGCAACUUUUGCGAGCGCUCGGUCGUACCAAAGACGCUUGGCUACAAAAUCGUCUGCUCUCGCAUGUCACAAUGCUGCCAACUGUCGAAGUAGUGCAGGUAUUGCAGGCAAUUGCCGGUACACCGACAGGCGGAGCAAUGGCGUGCCGUUUUCUGCAGGCCAAGUGGUUCGAGUUGGAAAUGCGACUGGGCCACGGGACGAUAAGUUUUGCCAAGGUGAUAUCAGCGAUAACACAAUAUGGUGCGACGAAAUUUGAUUACGAUGAGCUUAAAUCGUUAGUGCAUCGCUUUGGGCGUGGUCACGGCUUGGAAGUAUUAAAUAUGACACUGAGCAGUGUUGCUUCCAAUGUGGAAUGGGUGGCGCGCUCUCAAACAUCACUGUACAAGUGGGUGGAGAGUAAUUUGCAUUCGCAUUGAUUCAGCAGCACAACAGCAACAGCAACAGCAGCAACAACAAUAAAAAAUUAAGGUCUAUGGUUUAUGAUUUUAAAUUUUUGUUUUAGAAUUUCGCAUCAAAGGAACCUACAUUCAAAAUCAUUGUAAAAGACAUACUCAGCUAAUAUGCAUUCAAACGUUUUCAUAUGUACAUAUGUACAUGCAUAUGUAGAUAUUUUGGACGCAUACAAACAUACUAUUUAUAGAUAGUUCUAUGUACAUACAUAUAUACAUACAUACAUACAUACACAUCUAUUAUGUGACAUGAAUAUCAA
Rhagoletis zephyria (snowberry fruit fly) is the source of this 3686-nucleotide messenger RNA. Its product is annotated as endoplasmic reticulum aminopeptidase 2. Gene Ontology annotation, cellular component: cytoplasm; membrane. Gene Ontology annotation, molecular function: metallopeptidase activity; zinc ion binding. Lineage: Eukaryota; Metazoa; Arthropoda; Insecta; Diptera; Tephritidae. The record is from RefSeq and is a predicted model, not a curated record.